Molecule: messenger RNA, 656 nt
Organism: Nezara viridula (southern green stink bug)
Lineage: Eukaryota; Metazoa; Arthropoda; Insecta; Hemiptera; Pentatomidae
Source: the annotation of a GenBank genome assembly
AUUUAACUUCUAUGAUCUUGAAAUUUGAACGAAUCAUUCCCUAAUUAACAUUACUCAACUAUAUAGGUUAGCUUGUAAGGUUGUGCAAAAUUAGUUAUCUGUCUCUAAUUGUUCGAAAAAACAGUGAUGUGUUAUAUUUUUGCUUUUUAAAUGCCCAUUAUGACGUAAAUUGUAUUCGAAAGCAAAUUGAAUAACGAUGGCCACCUUCUCAAUCAGUGCGUGUUCUAAGCCGGCAACGGCGGCAGUAAUGAGGGCUCAAGAAGUGAGGGCGCAUGUAGAGAAUGAGUAUUGCUCGAGAGAUACGUUCGCGGAACUGAUGCGCACACUGCAGUCGACAACGGUACAUGGUCAGCUUAUUAUAGGAUCUGCAACAGGAAUCGUGUCCGGAUUCCUGGCUAGAGUCGAAAAAGGAUUGGCUGUCGCUAUCGGGAGUGUUGUCUUGGCAAUUAGAUUGGCCGAGCAGAUUAAGAACAGACCGGAUUCUUGUAUCCUCUGUUUCCUCCCUCAGAAGAUGGACUUAAUCGAACAGAUCUUAGACGAAACCGUCGUCUUCUUGAACAGGAACAUCCUCGUGGCUGCUGGAUACUUUGCAGGGUUCGUUAGUGCAUACUAUGCACCGUUGCCUUAAUAUGAUUAAAUAUGAGAUAAAUCAAGAG